Messenger RNA from Strongylocentrotus purpuratus (purple sea urchin), 4188 nucleotides. Its product is annotated as TATA-binding protein-associated factor 2N. The transcript has 6 exons. Gene Ontology annotation, cellular component: nucleus; cytoplasm. Lineage: Eukaryota; Metazoa; Echinodermata; Echinoidea; Camarodonta; Strongylocentrotidae. The coding region runs from base 208 to 1572 and encodes 454 amino acids. Gene Ontology annotation, molecular function: RNA binding. The record is from RefSeq and is a predicted model, not a curated record.
ACCGCACGGCCGCACGGUGUAAACAUUGCUGCAACAUGCAGAGUGUAGUGCAUUGAGGUACAUGGUAAGAUUUCCGCGCGUGCUCCCCAUAGAAAACUACGUACAUUGCUCAACGCCAUUUUUAAUGACGAAGUUAUCAACGAGAGAACGCAUUUUAUAGCGUUAAAUAUCUUUCCAAUCCUUCAUAGAAAGAAGGAUUUUAUCACAAUGGAGGUUGUUUACAGUAUAGGUGUAAGUAACCGUUUCCUUUUGGACAUGGAUACGGUGUCUGAUCCACAGGAUAUCUUUGUUGAAAAGGAGCAACGAAUGAAAGAGAAGAAGGAGAAAAGUAGUAAACCCAAACAGCCAAAGCCUAUCAAGAAAGCAGAGCCCGUUAAGAAGGCCCCAGAACCCGAGCAAAAAUCAAGAAAGGAAGACUCGAGGCCAGAGAGGAGUGAUCGUCCAGACGGUGGCAGGAGAGGAGGUGGAAGAGGAGGUCGAGGAGGCAACCAGGACAGACCAAACUCAAACUACAGGAGAAACAACAACAGAAGAUCAGGAGAAGGGCAAGACGGCCAGCUAGAAAACCAGGAGAACCAGGCUCCUUCAGAGUUCAGGAGUAGCGGAGGGAGCAGGCCGCCCCGCGAGUACCAGGGAGACAGACCCCCACGUGGAGACUACCAAGGAGACAACCAAGGAGACAGGGCAUACAGAGGAGGAGGCAGGGGCAGGGGAAGAGGAGGACCUCGUGGUGGACGUGGAGGAUUUGGUGGACGAGGAGGUUCAUCAGAGUACCGUGGAAAGAGAGAGUUUGACAGGCAUAGCGGAUCAGACAAGAGCUCAUACAAGGGCCAAGACAAGAGGGAGGGUGGCGGCUCACACAACUGGGGAAAUAGCAAGGACGAUGUCAAGGAUUUGAACACAUCCAACACGAGCGAGGAACCCACCAAUCCCGAAUAUAUCCAACCUGUCGACGGUGAACAAACGGAAAAUGCCCCCAAGAAGACACCCAAGGAGGGCGAAGAGAACGAGGCAGCCCUAGAGGAUGGAGAGGACAAGGAACCGGAGAAGGACGAGAUGACCCUGGACGAGUACAAGGCAAUGGUUAACAAGGAACGAGUCAAGACCCAAUUCAAGAUCCGACAGGCAGGAGAAGGAGAGGAUAACUCACAAUGGAAGCCAACCUACGUCCUCAAGAAGGAAACCACCAAGGAUGACGCUGAUAAGCAUGGAGAGGUGAACCCUAAGGAACACAAUACCAAGCCUGAUGCCGCUGGACUCAUCAACUUCACGUUCGCUGACCAGCCCGGGAGUGGACGUGGCCGCGGUGCAAGGAGAGGGCGCGGAGCAGGUGGACGAGGUGGAGAACGCGGAGGAGAAGGGCGCAUGGAGCGUGACGGAGAACGUCGUGGAGAGCGAGGUGGUGAACGCGAUGGAGAUCGCCGUGGAGACCGCGGCGGCGCUGGUGGUCGUGGACGUGGCGGAGACCGCAUGCCACGGGGCGCACCCCGUGGUGGACGUGGCGGAAGAUACCGUGACGACUCGGCCAUCGCCGUCGACAACGAGGAGGAAUUCCCCUCCCUGAGCAAGUAAAAAAGGUGCGGGUUGUGCACUGUCGAUUACGACACAAAGAAAGGAAGUUGAAGAGAGGAUAAUGUGCUGUGUAAUUUAUUCCCUUUCGUAUAAAUAUUUUUCACCCGAGGUUUAAUACAGGUGUUUUUCGGAGAUCACACCAUGUGAGGUUGCUUUAUAAAUGUGGGUAUGAAGGCAAUGUACAGCAUAGGUUCCUUAUUUUGACCCAGCUGAUUCCUAUAAACCCAAGGCAGUAUGAUAAGCCCUAUCCCUUUUUUUGUGAUGCAGCUCAAGAUCGAGCUCGUAAUAUUUUCUUACCAUGGAAGGACUUUUUUCAGUUUAACAUUACAAACUAAACAAGGAAUGUUUAUUGUCAUCAUUUGUUAGAAAGUCAUCAGUCUUGAUUUCUUGUCGUCUUCUUCCAAGUGUUCUGUUGUGAGUAGGUAGUAAAUACUAUAGGAUGAGAGAUUAAGCGGCAUUUGUUUGGCACUGUGCCGUAUAUUAAGAGUAUGUAUUUGUAAUGGACAUGAUCACACAAGUAAAACAAGAUUCCCCUUUUCAGGAUUGAUGCAGAAAAAAGCACUUGAUACAAACCAGAAAAAACAGCCCAGUAAAUCUAAUUCACUAUUUUUUUGUACAUCCAUGUUCAAAUUGCGCAACAAUGCAGGCAUGAAAGUGAAAGAUGUUUCAUCAUUUGUAUUUUUGGUUCUAGUCAUGCUAGUCUUACACAUUUGUGGCAAGUGGGAUUGUAUGGUAGUGCUUUUGUUAUGCCAUGCAUGAUAUGCCAUUAAGAUAUCAAAACCUGUGGAAUAUGAAUUAUGAAUCUUCAUUCAGCAAUCGUGUAAAAAUAUGUGGAACUGAUCUCAUGUUUAUCCCAGCUUGUAUUUGGAGGUAGAUAUUGUACAAAGGAAUUCUAUAUCAUCAGUCAAUCUGCAAUGCAAUUCUAUUCUUUUCUGCUCUAAGUGAGAAGAAAUGCAUGUCGAGUUGCAAAAAGGUCAUACUCAACGAUGCGGAAUAUUCUUCCAUUAGAAAAAGACGACAAGUUAGGUUUGUGAAUCGGAGCGGCAACUUAAAUCUACUACUCUGUGUAAAGCAAGUCAUUUAUGAGCUGUAUGUCUCGAGGGAUUGUCUUUGGCGUAAUGGCCAGGCCAUGUUUGCUAGCUGAUUGAUUACAGUGAACUACAGGAGGAAAAUCAUUUUAAUUAUGAAGGGGAAAACAGCAUACACACACAUGUAUAGAGAGAGAGUCUGCACGAGAUGGGUACCUUGGCUGCUAAAUGCACUAUAAAGGAAUGUAUCGGUAGAUCCUGCCAAGAAGGAAUGGCAAACAACAAAAAUUAUUCAAUUUUUAUGGAAAAAAAAAUAUUUUGAAUGUAUUGCCGAAAAACAAAUAAUAAAAGGAGAGAGAUGAAAAAGGUUCUGUGAGAAUUGUUUUAUAAGAGAAGUACUAAGAAAUUUCUAAUAGUUUGAUAGUCUCAUCAACGUUGUAAGCGUUGGGACGAUAUAUUUGCCGAUUAUAGAUUAAUCAGGGCGUAAUACAUUGGAUAUGAAGGAUGAACUAUGCUUGGACAUUUAUUGUAAUAAACCAAUUAUGGUCUGCUUUGACUUUUGCUGCUAUAUAUGUCUUGUUUACAUGACUCGGAAUGGUUUCAAACUGCAUGGUUUCGAUAAUAUUCAUGGGGAAUUAUGAAAUUAAUUAUGUAUAACAAUGCCAAUCUAAGAGGACACUUUGUGUACAUGUUUUCCUGAGUGUAGAGUUUGUACAGAAUUAAUUUUCAAUCAAUGAUCUUAAAAGGUUCAUCAAAGAUGACCUAAGUUUAUUUUUCAUCAUUCAUGUACAUUUUCCAUAAUGACAUAAUGUUUUAAUAACUUGCUUGGGGCAGUUAACAUUCAAUCCAUUUGUUUGAAGGGUUGUCGGUCAACUAGUUAUUUACUUUAAUCGUAACUUACAUGUAGAUUAUUUGAUACAAGUGUUAUUUGAAAUGAGUAACAAUCCAGUCUAUACCUAUAUUGCAUAGUGUGUACAAAGCCCUUCAUGACAUAGGCAUUGUCCAUAUUCCAUACUGGAAUAUAUUCAUUGAAGAUGGAAAUGAUGCCCAAGUGUGGGAUAUUAUGUUUAUAUCGAAUGCCGCUGGUUGUCCAACAGCACCUUUUAUAUUCAGCGUAUAGAUAUAUCGUUUGAGAGUACAUUGUAGGUGUGCACUUGAGUGCAUGAAUGAAUGUUUGGGCUUACAUGUAGCUUUGAAGGCAGGGCUCGACACUAACCGGUGCCCCCGACAUAUAGGGCACCCAAGGUCUAGACCGAAGAAUGUUGGUCCAGACCUCCCAACAUAAGGACUUGGUGUGGAGCCCUGUGGUAGGACAGAUAUUGUACCUUUUUUGUUUGUUGUUGCAUGCCUGGCAUUAUUUGUGUAUCGUUCUGUGGAAGUCUUCCACGAAUCCUAGCUUGCAUGUGUUGCAAUGUCAAAAGAAUUAGUCACGUAAGGUCACUUAUGACGGUUGGAAAUUCCUAUUUCUAUUUCAUUUGUAUCAUCUAAUACCAAAAUUUAUGUUGUAGUUGCUCUGAAACACAGCUCAAAAUUAUAGUAACUCAACAAGGCAGCUCUCAUAUGAGCUUAUCUCCACACUUUACCUUUU